AUGAGCUUACAGUUGGAAGAAGUCAACGAAACGCAACAACUCAUGCAGAAUGAAGAAGAAGAUGAUCAAAAAAUAUCUCAUGCAGCGACAUCUCCUGUUGCAAGUAACAAAUUAUCCAGCGGAGCUGCUAGUCUUACUUCAAAGAACCAAGGACAAACUAUUUCAGGCGCUGGCAAUAACAGUAUAAAUGAAUCUACAAAAAUAUCUUAUGUUAGUGAAAGGCGCCUGCACAGAGAUUUAAUGCGUUCCAAUAAUAAACCAAAAAACAUACCUAAAGGAACACCUGAUGUAAAAAAUAUGGAAAAGGCGCUAUUAGAAUUACUUGAUGAUUUUCACACAGGCAAACUAAGUGCUUUUGGUACAGGUUGUAGUAUGGAUCAAAUGAUAAACAUAAGGGACCAACAAGAGCAUUUGGCAAGAUUACACUUUCGUCUUUGUGCAGAUGUUGAGAAACCUGACAAAACCGAUGAUAACUUUGAAAAUUCUGCAUCUAGGGACAAAAUGGCACAGCUGGUCCAAAGUUUAGCACAACUAUCAGCUUCUAUAGAGCAUUUGCACUCUGAUGUUAACAGCACUAAUGUGAAUGUUAACAGCACAAAUGUGAAUGUUAACAGCACCAAUGAGAAUGUUAACUGUACCAAUGUGAAUGGCCAAACACAAGCCACCUCAGACAAUAUCCAAUAG
Molecule: messenger RNA, 684 nt
Organism: Arctia plantaginis
Lineage: Eukaryota; Metazoa; Arthropoda; Insecta; Lepidoptera; Erebidae
Source: the annotation of a GenBank genome assembly